Candidozyma duobushaemuli is the source of this 1311-nucleotide messenger RNA. RefSeq names its product SSH4 family protein. The transcript has a single exon. Lineage: Eukaryota; Fungi; Ascomycota; Pichiomycetes; Serinales; Metschnikowiaceae. The coding region runs from base 1 to 1311 and encodes 436 amino acids. Gene Ontology annotation, molecular function: protein binding. The record is from RefSeq and is a predicted model, not a curated record.
AUGAGCGUAUCCUUGGGUCUAUUAAUGAGUCUUCUUGCAAUAACAGAAGUCGAUUGCACACCGUUAUCACCACCAGACUCUGAUGACAAAAUGUUACAUGCUUUGUCAGGGACGAGCAAUAGGGGCACUGUUCUCUUCAUUAUCGGAAUCGUUGCGCUCUCAAUAGUCCUACUUCUGGCACUUUUGAUAGCUACAAUAAUCGUGUUCCGUCGCGUGGGCCAUUUGAAUGAGGAAAGUUUCAGUCGUGAAGAAGAAAACCAGGCCUAUUUAGAGUUGAAUCUGGAGGAGCAAGAGCUUUAUUUCCAAUCAAGAGAGUAUCUUACAACCAACCCAUACUUUAGAGGUGAUCUCUUGCUUAGUCAAAACCUAAGUGUUCAAGAAAAGGGUAUUCGUGCUUGGGAGUUUGUCAAAGAUUACAUGUUAACGAACAACGAUCUACUCAUUGUGAAUCGUUUUGAGCUCAACUUUUUUAAACACUUCGAAUGUUCCACACAAACCAAUCUACCUAUGCCAACGACUAAUGAAGUUUACUAUUUCGAGAGUAAAAUUUACUCCUUACCACAUCCAGAGGAUACGCUAAUAUCUAUAGGUCUCGGUGUCAAGCCGUACCCAUGGUUCCGCUUGCCUGGAAGACAUGCCCACUCUGUAAGCUAUGAUAGUAAUGGUUACAGGAGACACAAUCAACCAUUUGUUCCCAGUGGAGAGCCGCAAUUUCCAAAAUUAAUCGAGGGAGAUGUUGUUGGAGUUGGCUACCGUGUACGGUCUGGCACAGUUUUCUUCACACGUAACGGGAAAAAGGUAAGCGAACUGAAACUAGGAGGGCACAUCAAAAACUUCAAGAUUCCACAGGAUGGACAAAUUUAUCCGAUAAUAGGUGCUAAUAAUCUUUGCUCUGUGCAUGUUAACAUUGGUCAGUUGGGCUACGUUUUCAUUGAGGGCAACGUUAAAAAAUGGGGAUUUGCUCCUUUGGAGGGCAACGGUCCAGCUCCACCAGCAUACAAGAAGUUCAAUGCCGAUAUUCUCUUGGAGCGGUCAGAAAUAGAUGACGAGAACGACUUGAAUGAGAGGGAGAGCGAUUUUCCCCCUGAUUUUUGGCACGUUGAGGGUGGUCCAGAGGUCGACACUGUUAAUCAUGAUAAGUUUAGUUACAAUGCCUAUGGCGAUGAACCAUCUGAAGACGAGCGCAUAACUAUGGAUAGCCUAAUACCGUCGAAGCCCCCAAGUUAUAACGCUGAAAAUACCAGCCUGAAUGUCCAAGGUGAAGAUGGAGAUCAACUGCAUAAUGAUGAAGAAGUCGACCACAAUGCUUGA